Messenger RNA from Staurois parvus, 402 nucleotides. NCBI's taxonomy places the organism in Eukaryota, Metazoa, Chordata, Amphibia, Anura, Ranidae. The record is from the annotation of a GenBank genome assembly.
UCAGCUGUGUCCAAUCACAGCUAAUCACAUGGCACUGAUGAUCAGUGUGCCCUGAUGAUCAGUUUGGCCCCAGAAGUGCCACCUGUCAGUGUCCAUCAGUGCCAGCUGUCAGUGCUGAACAGUGCCACAUGCCAGUGCCCAUCAGUGCACACAUCAAUGCCACAUAUCAGUGCCCAUCAGUGGCACAUCAAUGCCACAUAUCAGUGCCCAUCUGAGCUGCCUUUCAGUGUCACCCAUCAGUGCCAGCCAACCUAUCAUGUCAGUGCCACCUAUUCCACCUAUCAAUGCCAAUCAGUGCCACCUAUCAGUACCAGUCAGUGCCGCCUAUCAGUGCCAUAUAUCAGUGCUGCUUUUCAGUGCCCAUCAGUGAUGCCUGUCAAUGCCCAUCAGUGCCACCUACCA